This is a messenger RNA of Symbiodinium necroappetens, 1368 nucleotides long. NCBI's taxonomy places the organism in Eukaryota, Dinophyceae, Suessiales, Symbiodiniaceae. The record is from the annotation of a GenBank genome assembly.
GAGGGGCGCUCCUCCACGAGUUCCAAGGCAGAAGCUCUCAAGGAGGGUUUCAUGCAGAGCUUGCAGCUCUGUGCAGCAACGGCAUCGCACCUGGAGGAAAAAGUGAUCAGGGAAAUCCCCGAAGCAGCAAAGCAGAUGUGGCAACGCGCACGCGGAGAGGCGGAGGAGAAGCUCAGGAACACACCCAAAAAAGCAGGAGACUUUGACAGCUUGGUGCGCUCUUUGACGAAGACCGUGGGGCAUCUGGUGUGGCUCUUCCGCCACUAUGUCUGGGAAGAGGGAGAUCGAUCGAAAGUGAAAGUGGACAAGAUCGCAGCGGACAAGGUGACAGACUUGAUUCUCGAUGGGCUGGACUACCUGAUGCCAAUCUGUCCACAUCAUGUUUUCUCAGGGAGCUGUGAAGGCAAACGCGCUGGGACAUGCAAUUUGGAUCACCCGGUUAUCGAGAAGACAGGGAGCCCAGAUAUGCUGUUGGCCCGUUCGGAGAAACGCAAGCUUUGCCCCCUCCAGGGCAUCGGAGUCUCUUGCUGGCUCGAUAUUGUGAAUGUGUGCUCAGCCAGUAUCAAGACGGUGUGCAAGAGAAAAGAAUGCAAAUGGUUACAUCCCAACACCGAGCAGAUCGAAGCCAUACGCACGAAGUUCAGGUAUCUCGGCAGCUUCUACUACAAAGACCUCGAUUGGAGAAGUGAAAAUCAUUUGGCCAAGGCUGUGCAAGGACUUCUGGAGAUGAUUUCAGAUCGAGGAGAGCACCGGAAGCUGCCCAAAGGCUUCGGCUGCUGUUUUUUCGAGGAUGGCAACCGGAUGCUGAAUGUUCGGCUGGUUACCAUCGUUGCUCGGGCCUUUCUCAGCAAGGGCUGCUGCGAUCUCGGUCUUGAGGCUUCCACUGACGUACUGAAGCGCAUGUGCCGAGCGCUCUAUCGCUACCCAGAUCCAGAGGCUUGUAAAAUCCGAAGCAUCUCCAACGACAUCACCUGGGAAGUUGAAGGGUGCCUGAGCAAAGAGAACAGCCGCUGCCUUCUUUCUGCAAUGCUUGGCCGCGAGAAGGCGACCCAACAUCAGCAAGAGUCGAAGACGAGGAAGCAUCCCGCUGGCUCCACAUUGAACCCGCACGCCAAAGAGUUCGUGCCUGGGUUCGUGCCCGGGCAUGCGAAAUUUCUGAAGCGCGACGCCCCCCCUGCCAAUAUCUGGGUGGGCAACGCAGCGAGAGAGCUCUUCGGCAGUCAGACAAGUGUGGGCGGGGCACACGAGCAGCUGGCGACCGAAGCUGCGCGCGUUGCCUCUCGACCAACGCCAGGAGGACCCAUCGGAAGUGGUGGAGCUCCAGGUUGGGCGCCAACGGUUCGAACAGCCGGAUCUGGAACCAGCUGA